This is a messenger RNA of Eimeria necatrix, 1047 nucleotides long. RefSeq lists its product as hypothetical. The transcript has 9 exons. The record is from RefSeq and is a predicted model, not a curated record. NCBI's taxonomy places the organism in Eukaryota, Apicomplexa, Conoidasida, Eucoccidiorida, Eimeriidae. The coding region runs from base 1 to 1047 and encodes 348 amino acids.
AUGAAAAUCAAAGUCGAAGCCACAGACCUCCGAGACGACAAAGUCUACACCGCCACCGUCGAGGGCUGGGAGACGCUGGACACACUGGCGGACAAAGUCCCUGGGGCGACUCCGAAGGAGCAGUUUUUUUACAUUCGCGACGAAUUCAUAAAUGCUUCCAUUCCCGCCGACCAGCUUCGCAAGAAGGCCCGCGCUGCGGGCCUGCUCGACGGCGUGGAGGAGCCUCCUGGGGAGCCGAAGCUGGCGCGUUGUUUUCUUUACGUGAGCCCAACGCCUUUGGACUUCAGCGAUAUGCUCAACGACGACUUAAUCAAAAAGCUGCGGGGAAGCUCCCAAGGAGAAGUAAAACAAAUUAUUUUUAGACUGAAAGUCAAAGACGCAGAAAGCCGGCUUUGCAUUCCCGUCGACUCCUCUACUAUUACGGUGGAGCAGUUCAAGCAAAUUCUGUUGAAGAAAAUGGGCCCCUCAUCUUUGACAGGAAUUACUGCUGAGAAGCUGCUGCUCUACGAAAGAGACAAACAGCCUGGAAGACCCCUUGAGGCAAGAGGUGGCUUGACGUUGCUGGCUGAAGCUGAGGAGCUUGGAAAAAAAGGCUUUGGGCUCAGGGGCUCGGAGAUGCAGCCGCUGUUUGGCUCCAAAAUUAAAAUCGACAUUGACGGCUAUUUGAUCCACGACGAAAUCAACCUCCGCCUCAUUGUCAAAAAGUACCUGGGGCUGGUGCGCGUGGAAGAGCACUUGCUGCCGGUGUUUGACCACCAACUGUUGGAAGAUUUAUUUUUGCAAAUUUUCCAAAAACUCGAAAACUCCCAACACAAACAAGUCCAGGCCCUCGCGCAGCAGCAGCAGCAGCAGCAGCAGCAGCAGCAGCAGCAGCAGCAGCAGCAGCAGCAGCAGCAGCAGCAGCAGCUCCACGCCAAGCUCAACGGCCAUUCUUUGUCGCCAAAAGGCCGCAAAAGUCUCCAAAGAAAAUUCGGAGUUCCUCCGGAGAGUUUGUGGCUGAGGGCUUUCGACGUCAAAGACAAGUCCCCCGUUAUUGUUUACAUUUAG